UCUGGCUCUCUGCUCCCAGGCUGGACCCGCUACUCCCUGCUGGGCGACCCUCUAUCAGGAGAGCACAGCCUGCAGAUCGACGGCGCCGAGCUGGCCGACGACGCCGCGUACGAGUGUCAGGCGACACAGGCGGCGCUGCGCUCGCACCGCGCCAAGCUAACCGUGCUAGUUCCUCCCGGAGACCCCGUGGUGGACGGGGGUCCCGUGGUGCGGCUGAAGGCCCACGCGCCCCACAACCUUACCUGCAGAGCGUCUGGAGCCAAGCCGGCGGCGGAGAUCACCUGGUCGGACGGAGAGGUCAUGGAGAGCGCCAUCUACUCUAAGACGCUGAUGGAGGACAAGAAGCGGGAGCUGGCCGUCAGCAUGCUGCCCAUGGUCCCCGAGGACCGCGACUCGGGCCGGACCUACACCUGCCGGGUCCUGAACCCGGCCGCGCCCGCCGGCCGCCAGACCUCCGUCACCAUCAACGUCCAGCACCCCCCGUCAGUGACGCUAUCCGUCCAGCCCCAGACGGUCACAGAAGGCUCCAAGGUCCUCUUCAUCUGCUCCGCCUCAGCCAAUCCGGAGAUCACUGGAUACAGGUGGUCCAAAGGAGGGGUGCCCAUCGCGGAGGCCAACGGAGACAGCCUGGAGGUGACGGUGGACUACUCGUACUUCACGGACCCCGUGUCCUGCGAGGUGUCCAACUCGGUGGGCAGCACCAACGUCAGCACCCUGGUGGAUGUACAAUUCGGCCCCAGGCUGCUAUCGGAGCCCAAGCCCAUGGCGGUGGACACGGGCAUGGACGCGGCUUUCACCUGCGCCUGGACCGGGAACCCCCCCCUGACUCUGGCAUGGACCAAACAGGGCUCCGGCGUGGUGCUGAGCAACGGGAACACGCUGCAGCUGAAGGCCGUCACCCAGGAGGACGCCGGCACCUACACCUGCAAGGCCAUCGUGCCGCGCAUCGGUGUGGCCGAGAGGGACGUGACGCUGACCGUCAACGGUCCGCCCAUCAUCACGGCCGACGCCACCCAGCACGCCGCCAAACACGCCAAGGGCAAGCUGGAGUGUGUGGUGGGGAGCAGCCCGCCUCCCGACAAGAUAGUGUGGACGUUUGGAGAUGUCAGCCUGUCCUCCGGGACCUCCGGCAGGUUCUCCGUGCAGACGGUGAGCAGCGGCCAGGGGGUCAUCUCGUCCCUGGUCAUCUCCGAGACGCUGGCGCAGGACUUCCAGCUGAGAUACAACUGCACCGCCUGGAACCGGUUCGGCACCGGCACCGCCAUGGUCUCCCUGAAAGAGCAAGAAGCCCUGCCCAUGUUGAUCAUCGUGGGGGCAGCGGUGGGCGGGGGCUGCGUGCUGCUGAUCUGCGGCAUCACGCUGGUGUCUCUCUGCUGCCGGCACACGGGCAAAGGCAAGAAGUGCACCCGCCUCUCCAAGAGCGACAUCAGGGUGCAGAUCGUCCACAGCGACCACAACGCGACGCGGGGCGGCGACGACGAGGAGGACGUGAAGGAGCCCAUGGCCCCAAACAGCAGUGAGUCUCCCGGGACGUCCCGGACGGAGCACAGUGACCUGUUGGAGGAGGACGAGGACGAGCGGUCCGACAUCAAGGACCCCACCAACGGCUACUACAACGUCCGCGCCCACGAGGACCGCCACGUGCGCAGCAGCGGCUUCUCAGAGUAUGUGCCUAACGCCCGGCCCGUGUACACCCCCUCGCAGCUCCCGUCCUCCAGCCCGCUGUACGGCCAGCCGGCGGGCAGCCAGACCCGCGUCUACGACUUCAACCACCGCUACGCCACCACCACCGGGACGCGCUCCACCUACGAGCAGCAGCAGGCCGCCCAGCAGCAGGCCGCCACGCCCGCCGGCGUCUACUCGGCCGAGCCGGGCUACGGCGGCUCCGCCUACCUGCCCACCACCUGCGGCCGCGCCUUCACCAGCUACGUGAAGCCCGCCUCCUACGAGAAGGUGGACGCCUACGACCAAUCGGAUCAGGCCAGCAAGGUGUCGGGCUCCUCCCGCUUCUCCUACGCCUCCUCGCAAGUGUCCUCCCAGCAGUCGGACUACGGCCGUCCCUCACAACGCAUGCAGACGCACGUCUGAGGGGACAGACAGAGAGACGGGUCUGAGACACAGGAGAGAGAGGGAGAGAGAGAGAGAGAGAGAGCAGCACACCGCACCAUUCUGUCUGGAGAGCCAUUGUUUUGGCCGAGAUGACCCCCCCCCCCCUUCACUUGCCUGCUCCCUCCGGGUUGUUUCAACUCUGAGGGGUGGGGGGGCGGGGGGGGGGGAGUUGUGUGGUUUUUCAUCCUCCAUUUUGUUUCUCGUCACUGGGAUCUACGGGUCGUGGUGCCGGCGGUAGACUGCUGAUGGGGGGGUGAACCUAAGACUUGUGUUUUUUCCACUCGAACUCUGAACUGAGCAAAAGUUAACGUAACACGACUACCUUACGCUGUGGAGCGGAGAUAUUCUGGGCAUGGAAGGGGCGUGUGAACCACGCACACAGUGCCGCGCCCGUGGAUGUUUACUUUCUGCCAAAACGCGAGGAUAAAUCGAUAACAUCACCUGUAAAAGGACGUUGAGAGAAGAUGAAAAAUUGCCAAACGUAUCUGUGGGAAAAAAAACAAGAUAUUGAUGUCCGUCAUUUGGUGUUUGUUGGCAUGCGGAAGGAAUUCUAAGCACAUUUUCUGUGUCUAUCCAUCAACAAAAAGACUGAGCUGCACAUUGGCAGACAUGAGUCGUCCUGCACAACAGGCUAGCUCUCCUGAUGGACGGGCUACACGCCACACGCUACCUCCGAUAGCGUGGGAAGUCUGAUCAGUCGAAUCCCUUUGGCCCGAGCAGAGCUUAUUACGAAGAUCCUUUCUGGUUAAAAACCCCAAGCAUGAUAGACCAGUUCGCAAAAAGGAUAAAAGGUGGAUCUAUCCGCAGUGUGUAUCAUAGCCUUUCUUGUCGACGAGACUUUGUAAACUGUAUGUGUUGUAUUAUGCUGGAUGAUCAUGUGAGGUUAAGUUAACCCAAAGAUGGUGGUCGUUUUAUAGAGGGUGAGUUAUGGGGGGAGGGGUGAAGGCGGUGUGAACCACUGCCCGGCACAUGGGUAAGGCUUUUUCCUUCUGCAAUCUCCCGAGUUGAAAUUGGCUGAAGACUAUUACUAGAACAAUCAUAGGUGGUCUGGUUGUGCUGGCAAUCUGGAACCUAAUAGACCCGAACACAGUCCUCAAACCCAAUGGAUUGUGAUUGGUUACAGUGUGCGAAACAGUGCCAUUUUGGAACCGUCCGUUCUCUGGUUUUUGCAACACAGAUAGUUUUAAUGUUUACAAGAGAAGGCAAAGGAAAAGCGAGCGGCCGCGAGGUCGAGGGACUGAACACUUGUACAGACGGGGUGCGCUCAAACUCUCUCUGUUGCAUGCAAACGACGUGUCUCGUGAAACUCUCCAGUGUUUGUUUCCAUCCCCAUUGUGAGACAUUCUGCACCGGGCCCCCCCCCCCCCCCAAUCCAUCCAUCCUGUACUGCCAUCCGUUGCCAUCGGUUACCGGGAGACCCAGUCCACCAUGAAGGAUCAUUGCUUGUCUUUAUUUUUAUAUUUUAUAUAUGCCUUAAUGUACAGCGAGUGAGCUGCUCUAUUGUAAAGUACCUUUAUAUUAUAUACAUAUGUAACUAUAUAUUGAUUUGAGUCUCCACAUCUACGUUCAGUUCGUUAAUCAAUCACCGAAUGCAGAGUUACCUUUUUUGGAGGAAGAACAACUAAUUGCCAUUUUCUUUUUUUUUUUUUUUUAAUAAUGUAUUAAAGACUUUUUAUUUGCUAAAAAAAAAAAUGAGCUAUUGUUGCUUGUAACUUUGUACACAUAUUUAUAUUAAAUAAAACCAUUUCUGAUAACUGCA
Messenger RNA from Gadus macrocephalus (Pacific cod), 3868 nucleotides. RefSeq names its product kirre like nephrin family adhesion molecule 3, like (gene kirrel2). Gene Ontology annotation, cellular component: cell-cell junction. Gene Ontology annotation, biological process: cell-cell adhesion. Lineage: Eukaryota; Metazoa; Chordata; Actinopteri; Gadiformes; Gadidae. The record is from RefSeq and is a predicted model, not a curated record. Gene Ontology annotation, molecular function: cell adhesion molecule binding.